Molecule: messenger RNA, 1318 nt
Organism: Copidosoma floridanum
Lineage: Eukaryota; Metazoa; Arthropoda; Insecta; Hymenoptera; Encyrtidae
Product: BOS complex subunit TMEM147
Source: RefSeq, a predicted model, not a curated record
UCUACAUGUCAUACAACAGUCUUCUUUAGUUUGUUAACGUCUUAUGAACGAUAUAUCUAAAAAAUAAAAAUAUCAUCAAAACAAAGAAUAAUUACAACAUAAUUCUUUAAAAAACUUGCAAGCUGACAGACGGAAAAGUUGGGUAGUUGCGAGAACUAAUUUUUCGAUCACAGUUGAGUUACAACAAAUCACGUUAUUUAUUAUGUUUCCUUUACAAAUUGAGCGUAUGAAUUUCGGGAAAUCACAUUACAAUUCUAUUCAUAAAAGAAUUCUUAAAAAGCACCACCAUCACAGCUGAUUGAUGACAUGGCGCACACUAAGCCAGCCAGCCAGCCAGCCCUGUGUGAUAAAAAAAACAGUUGUAUACGAACGAUACGAUACACCCCUGGCUCUUUUGUCCGGAUGUAUUAUUACAUUAUUUUCUCUUCAACAAGUAUUUUUUCUUAACACAUAGUUAGGGAUAUAAGUUUCAUUUAUGAUCGUCAUAUAAAUACAAAGCGUAAUUGAAAGAAAACAAGAUGACUUUGUACCACUUUGGUAAUUGUCUAGCCUUAGUUUAUGUUCCAUAUUACUUAACCUAUAAAUACUCAGGAUUAUCGGAGUAUGGUGCUUUUUGGAAAUGCAUUCAAGCUGGAGGAAUGUACAUUUUUACACAGCUUGCAAAGAUGCUUGCUCUAGCAACUUUCUUUCCAACAGCAGACAACAUAGGAUACAAGGGCUUUGAUUUUUUGGGCGAGUUUUUUAAGUCAUCCAUUGAUUUAGCCGAUUUAGUAGGAAUUUAUCUAGUAUUAAGUAGCAUACCCGGCAAAGGUCAUGCUAAAGUAUUGUCAGCAGGAAUAGGAUGGGCUGCUGCUGAAGUUAUUUUGACAAGGUUUCUUUUACUCUGGUUUGGAGCUAGAGGAGCAGAAUUUGAUUGGAAGUACAUUCAAAAAAGUUUAGAAUCUAAUAUAUGCCUUGUUCAACAUAUUACAACUGCAACUUUGGUAUGGCUUUGGUCAAGACAUGAUUUGAAGAAAAGUUUAGUUCCUAUUGUUGUCUGCAUGCUGCUGCUUACAGUCUACAAGCCACUAAUUUCAGACUUUCUUGUGACAUCAUUUUUCAUUGGACCUUGGUCAAUAAUAUUCAUAAAAGCAAUCACUGCGACAGUCAUGGGUGCAGUUACGUUACACAUUUAUGCUGCUCUUGCUUAUGCUAUUGGUAUUUUCUAAUAGUUAAUGUGUUAAGGUUUUCUAUGUCUAAAAUUCGUAAUAUAUUAAUAACAGUUGUACCAUAUGUAAGUAAUGAUAAUCAUUAGAAAUACAAGAAAUUUUUUUUUUAA